Messenger RNA from Alnus glutinosa, 3054 nucleotides. RefSeq lists its product as uncharacterized. Lineage: Eukaryota; Viridiplantae; Streptophyta; Magnoliopsida; Fagales; Betulaceae. Gene Ontology annotation, biological process: regulation of telomere maintenance. The record is from RefSeq and is a predicted model, not a curated record. The transcript has 13 exons. Gene Ontology annotation, cellular component: nucleus. Bases 122 to 2776 code for a protein of 884 amino acids.
UGACCCACAUGGCCAUGCCUUCCACCGAGUGAGUCUCUUUCUUCCAAUUCCUGGUUCGAAACCCUGGCAACACCAUUCAAAACCGUAGUUGCCAAUCUCGUUCACAAUCUUUACCUGCAGAAUGGACCAUCAUCAUCAUCAACAGCAACAAUGGCGUCCCAGGCCAUUCCCAGGUAACAUCUGCCCCACCUGCUCCAGUUCCCACUUCCCCUUUUGCCCUCCUCCACUUCCUCCCUUCAAUCAAAACCCUAGAUUACCAUUCGACCCGUACCGUGGGCCUGCGGGUCCGCCUCGCUCCUUCGCGGAUGGGUUCGGGGAUUCGAGGCCGUGGCAUAGAAACCCUAGCUUGGAUAGAGGAGACCCGCACGGACAAUAUGAAUUACAAUCUUACAGCAAUGGGUUUGUGGAUGACUGUGAUAGGAACUCUAAGAGGCCUAGGGUUGAUGACAUUCGAAAUAAUCAGAAUUCUUUGAGAAAUUCUUGGGAGGAUGAGCGGCGAUUGAAGCUGAUUCGCGAUCACGGUAGAGGGUCGAGUGGACUUCUGCCGGCCGAAGGCGGUGCGGGCUUGAUGAUGCCGGGAGUGAAUUGUGAAACGAAUAGAUAUGUUCAGGAAGGUUCAGGCUUUGAUGGGAAUUAUGGUAGACCUGGGGUUGGGAAGUAUGGAAAAGUCGAUGGCAUUCCGGACUCUAUGACUGAAUUGGGAGCGAUAGGUUAUGAUUCGAGGUUUGGUUCCGGCGAGAAGAGAGGGCAACAAUAUAUGCAGAGUAAUAGGAAUGGGUUUCAGGGUGAGGAAUUACCUCAUUCCAGAUAUGGUCAAGUUGAAGGUUCUUUGAAUCCUUUUCAGACCUAUGGGAUUAGAAAUGUGGAUCAGCUACGCCCACCUUGUCCGGUUUCUGAAGUUCCUAAUGAUAAUUAUCACAAUAGCCAGAAUCCUCAACAGCGGCAAGGUAGUGAUUCCAUGCCAGCAAAUGAACCACAGAAUUCUCAUAUGCCGUACCCUGAACAAAGAGGCAGUGUCGCUAUGGACAAUCGUGAUCCGAACAGUCAGCUGCAACAACACUAUGGAAUGCAGUAUCCUGUUGGUACGAGACAUGAUUUCCAUCCACAUGGCCUGCCAAGUAAUUUGAGACGGCCACUUGAAGUCAGAUUUCCAUCACACAAAAAUGGCAAUCCAUAUAUGAAUGAGGAUGGAGGUUACUUUCCAUCCGCUUCUGGUGGUGGCAGGAUUUUUGAAAAUAGGGGUCAAAUGGAGGCUUCACGGUUACAUGGUAGUCAGCCUCCUAUUCCUGCUCCUCCACUACCAGCCCUCCCGGUUGACGCAGCAUUGCGCCCUUCUUCGGAGUUGAAAGGCUUCUCUUCACCACCUACAACAUCCGCUUCUCUGUUUCCUGUUGCUGUUAGUUCAUCGCCCAUGGUGCCUUCACCAUAUCCACCACUUCCUGAAGCCCACUCCUUGACCCGGCCCUAUUUCCAUAAUGAGCCACGGCCACCUAUGCCUGCUUCCGCUGGCUUUCUUUCAGAGGCUAUGGGGGAUGGACAACAUUUUUCUUUGAAGCUAUUAUCUUCAGAUAAACCAAAAGUUAUUGAUGCUUCCCACUUUUUUAAGCUGCCUCAUCGAACCACCCGCCCUGAUCAUAUUGUGAUAAUCCUUCGAGGGCUUCCAGGUAGUGGGAAGAGCUACUUAGCAAAGAUGAUACGUGACCUUGAGGUUGAAAAUGGUGGUAAUGCUCCACGCAUUCAUUCUAUGGAUGAUUAUUUCAUGACUGAGGUUGAAAAGGUUGAGGAAGGUGACGUUUCGAAAUCUUCGAGUUCAGUCAGAGGGAAGAAACCAGUAAUGAAGAAGGUGAUGGAGUAUUGUUAUGAACCUGAAAUAGAGGAGGCUUAUCGAUCAAGCAUGUUGAAAGCUUUUAAGAAGACCCUUGAGGACGGGGUUUUCACCUUCAUCAUUGUGGAUGACCGCAAUCUGCGGGUAGCUGAUUUUGCUCAGUUUUGGGCAAUUGCAAAGAGUUCGGGUUAUGAAGUUUACAUAUUAGAAGCUCCAUAUAAGGACCCUGUGGGCUGUGCAGCUAGGAAUGUGCAUGGUUUUACCAAAGAUGACAUUGAAAAGAUGGCCAGACAUUGGGAGGAAGCUCCAUCUUUGUACUGGCAACUAGAUGUCAAGUCAUUAUUCCACGGGGAUGAUCUGAAGGAAAGCGGAAUUCAAGAGGUAGAUAUGGACAUGGAAGAUGGAGAUCUUGAUGAAAAUUUAUCUGAGCAAGAAAGAAAGCAUGAGGAUAUCAUAGUACCACCUGUUGGAGUAGAUGCACCUGAUGAUUCUUCAAAGGAUAGGAAUAGAUGGGAUUCCGAAGGAGACCAUCUGACCGAAGAAGUGAAAGAAUUAGGUAGGAGUAAAUGGUCGAAUGAUUUAGAUGAAGAUGAUACUGAAAGAACUGAAAAGGUGAAGGGUAAUUUAAAUGCUCUUUCUGGAUUGAUUCAAGCAUAUGGCAAGGAAAGAAAAUCUGUACGUUGGGCUGAUCAGUUUGGCAACACUGGUUUUUCAAUACACGCGGCGAAGAAGGGAAAUGUAUUGUCUUUAGUGAUUGGACCAGGCACUGGAUACAACUUGAAGUCCAACCCAUUACCUGAAGAAGAGAUCCCAGCACCGACCCCUAAUGCUGUUGAGUCAAAGAGGCAAAGCAUAUUCCAAGAGCGACUUCGUGCAGAGCAUGAUUCAUUCAAAGCAGUUUUUGACAGGAGGCGACAGCGGAUUGGUGGGCUUGUUUUGGAGGAGGAAUAGUAAAUUUAAGGGUGCAUCCCGCGGUGUCAUUAUAAUUCUUAUUUUUUCAUUGACAAGGGGGUCGAUCUUCUUAUUGCGGAGGAUCGAAAAGGGCGGUGCAGUCAUUGUAAUUAUGUAGUGUCACUAUCAGGAUAGGGAUUGUCCCGUUAGAAGUUCAGUUUUCCUACCCCCUUUAAUCUUUUGAUGCAAUCGAUUGUAUAUCAUGUUGUUCUGUUGUGAUGAUAAUAUUUGUUCGAAGAAUAGAUUAAUGAAAAAAUUUGCGUAAACUAAUUUUUUUU